This is a messenger RNA of Onychostoma macrolepis, 570 nucleotides long. It is a transcript of the gene nop10, whose product is annotated as NOP10 ribonucleoprotein homolog (yeast). The transcript has 2 exons. Gene Ontology annotation, molecular function: telomerase RNA binding; box H/ACA snoRNA binding. The coding region runs from base 141 to 335 and encodes 64 amino acids. The record is from RefSeq and is a predicted model, not a curated record. Lineage: Eukaryota; Metazoa; Chordata; Actinopteri; Cypriniformes; Cyprinidae. Gene Ontology annotation, biological process: positive regulation of telomerase RNA localization to Cajal body; ribosome biogenesis; rRNA pseudouridine synthesis. Gene Ontology annotation, cellular component: box H/ACA snoRNP complex; box H/ACA telomerase RNP complex.
UGUCACACUCUUCCGGUUUGUUUUGGGAUCUCGCGCACACGUGGGGUUUUAGCCGCUCGCUACGCUGCGGAAUAUAAACCUGCUUUUAACUCGGUAUUCACCGAAAUAAACGCUAUAAUCCGGUGUGUGAUCAGGUCAUCAUGUUCCUGCAGUAUUAUCUGAACGAGAACGGCGACAGAGUUUAUACUCUGAAGAAAGUGGACCCGACCGGUCAGCCCACCGGCUCGGCGCAUCCGGCCCGCUUUUCACCGGACGACAAGUUCUCCAGACACCGAGUGACCAUCAAGAAACGCUUCGGCCUGCUGCUGACGCAACAACCACGACCCGUGCUCUGAACGGACCCCGGGGCCACCGUCAAUGGACUUUACACAAUUCAUUGUUUUUAACUGAAUAAUGUGAUGUUUACUUUCUCAUUACUAAAAGUAUGGCAUCCUUAUUUGUUAUUGACUCGAUGUUUAUUCAAGUUUAGUUUAUUCACAUUACAAGCAUGUGAAUGAAUCUUCAUGUGGAGUCAAAUAAAAUGAGUGAUUUGUAUAUUUGUUCCAAAUUUAUUUGGAAAUAACUUUUAUU